Trichomonas vaginalis G3 is the source of this 387-nucleotide messenger RNA. Its product is annotated as protein of unknown function (DUF3447). The transcript has a single exon. The coding region runs from base 1 to 387 and encodes 128 amino acids. Lineage: Eukaryota; Parabasalia; Trichomonadida; Trichomonadidae. The record is from RefSeq and is a predicted model, not a curated record.
AUGAGUGAAUGUUUGAAAUAUCAAAAGCCUGAUAAAUAUUGCAUGAAAUAUGCAAUUAUUUCAUACAACAUUGAUUUUAAUACAUUCUUGAUGAAUGAAUACAAUAUUAAGAUCGAUUUAGAAUAUUGCGGAAUUCAUAACAAUCUUGAUUCCUUUUUAGUUUAUUAUGAUCAAACGAAUGAUAUUGAUAGAUGCUUUAUUUAUUCUACGGUAUUCGAUAUAUCAUCAAUUUGUGAAUAUUUCCUAUUACAUGGUGCAAAUAUUUGUGAAAAAUAUAACAAAGUAGAAAUGCUCUUCAUUUUACAGCGAAAAAUCACUGUAUGGAAAUUGUCAAACUUCUCAUUUCUCAUGGUGCAAAUAUCAAUUUGCAGGAAAAAAUCAAAAUAA